Molecule: messenger RNA, 1895 nt
Organism: Hibiscus syriacus
Lineage: Eukaryota; Viridiplantae; Streptophyta; Magnoliopsida; Malvales; Malvaceae
Product: diacylglycerol lipase-beta-like
Exons: 8
Coding region: 126-1784 (552 amino acids)
Biological process (GO): lipid metabolic process
Source: RefSeq, a predicted model, not a curated record
GUCUCAGAAAUACGUGCUCGCCGCCACGGAGCAUGGCCAAGCGCCGCCUCUGAAGUUCGUCCAGAACCACUGUUUAAAUUCACUACCAGAACAUCCCAUUUCUCUCUUUAACUGUAUCUUCAUUAAUGGCUAAUCAAUAUUGCAAACGCUUCUUUCGCCAGCUUUAUAAUACGAACAUUUUGAUUAGAAGGCAGAAACUUUUUGGUAGAGUUGUGAAUGGUAUACUUAACCGCUGUCAGUCACAAUGGUCAAACUCAGAUGGAAUGAAAGAACUCAAUAAAGAGAAAGAGGCAAAAACAGUGGCUCAAGUUUCUUUGAAGGCUGAAGUUGAUAAGAAGGCCGUAUCCGAUGCCGAUACCAGGUUUUUCAAGUUUAGUUCCGGUGAUGAAGAUAAUGUUGAUAAUACCAAGUGGAAAUUAGAGCUUGCUUGGCUCACAAAGGCUCUUGAACCAGCUCUACAAUUGUGUAGGUGGGCUCUGCCAAUAGGAAAUGACGUAGGAGAUAAGCUCCCGUCCAGCACUCGAUCAGUCUCAGAAAUCAUAUCUAGCAUUCAGAAGAGUAAGACUGUCAUUGAAGGUUGGAGCUUGAGUGAUCUUACUCUAGGCCUAUAUCUUAUUUACCUUCGUCAGGCAUCUUUGAAUCCGUUCGAGGAUGUUAAGGGUGUGAAGAUAACAUCAGAUUCCAUUGUCCAAGAUCUGAUAUACCAUAUGGAAUUAGCAAGAGGAUGUUAUAAGAGCAAUGCUGCCAUCCUUGCAAGGACCAGCAUGCUUAGAGAAAGCAAUGUUUUGAAAUUCGUAAAGGACUCUAGUGUAAUGAGGCCCGGAUAUUAUAUAGGAAUUGAUCCUCGAAGGAAACUUGUAAUAUUCGGAAUCCGUGGAACUCAUACCGCUUAUGACCUUUUUACUGAUAUUGUUACAUCAAGUGAUGGGGAUGUUACAUUUGAAGGCUACUCAACUCACUUUGGCACAGCUGAAUCUGCUGGAUGGUUUCUUCAGCAUGAAAUAGGGACAAUUAGGAAGUGCUUGGAGAAAUAUGAGGGAUAUAGGUUAAGGCUGGUGGGGCAUUCACUUGGAGCUGCGACGGCUUCUUUACUGGCAAUUAUGCUUCGGAAGAAGUCAAAAAAGGAACUUGGGUUUAGCCCUGACAUCGUCUCUGCUGUUGGAUUUGCGACUCCUCCUUGUGUAUCCAAAGAACUUGCUGAGACCUGCUCUGAUUUUGUCACAACCAUUGUAAUGCAGGAUGACAUCGUGCCUAGAUUAAGUGCAGCAUCUCUAGCACAGCUGAGGAAUGAAAUUCUUCAAACAGACUGGAUGAGUGUAGUGGAGAAAGCAGACUGGAAAACUGUAGUAGAUUUUGUUACAAAUGCAAAACUGGUUGUGUCUUCCGUACAAGACGUAGCUCGGAAACUUUCUGAUUAUGCGCAUUUUAAUAGUAAAAAAGAAUCUUCCGAUGGUGCCACAAAAACAGAAGCAACAUCUGUUCCUCAGGCGUCUAAAUUUGAAACGAAGAACGUUGCCGUACUAAAAGGUGCCUAUAACGUGCCAUUAUUUGUUCCCGGGACCGUUUACUACCUGAAGAGAAACGUCGAAACCGAUGCCGGAAGCGGUGAUAAUAGGGGCCAAGAGUACUUCACACUUUGGAGGAGAAAUCCAGGGGAACAUUUCCAGAGGAUAGUACUGUCGAACAACUUAAUAUCGGAUCACAGGUGCGAUAGCCAUUUGUACGCUUUACGAGACGUGCUAAAAGGUUUGCCUAUGUCCCAUGAAGAAGACAUAUUCAUAUAAGGAACAGCUUUAGAGAUCAAAAAUCUUUUACACCUUAUAUUGUCUUCAAAUAAAUGCAGGUUGUAAUGUAAUCGAGGUUUUUAUUUUUAUUUAUUUUUACUUUUUUUGCAU